AUGAGCAGAAGCAAGCGUGACAACAAUUUCUACAGUGUUGAAAUUGGAGACUCUACUUUCACUGUAUUGAAACGAUAUCAAAACUUAAAACCAAUAGGAUCAGGAGCACAAGGGAUAGUAUGUGCAGCUUACGAUGCCAUCCUUGAACGAAAUGUUGCAAUCAAGAAGUUAAGCCGACCAUUUCAGAACCAAACCCAUGCUAAAAGAGCCUACAGAGAACUUGUUCUUAUGAAGUGUGUUAAUCAUAAAAACAUAAUCGGCCUACUGAAUGUGUUCACACCACAAAAAUCCCUGGAAGAAUUUCAAGAUGUCUACAUAGUGAUGGAGCUCAUGGAUGCAAAUCUCUGCCAAGUGAUUCAGAUGGAGCUAGACCAUGAACGAAUGUCCUAUCUUCUUUAUCAAAUGCUGUGUGGUAUCAAACAUCUUCAUUCGGCUGGAAUUAUACAUAGGGAUUUAAAGCCCAGUAAUAUAGUAGUAAAGUCAGACUGCACUUUGAAGAUUCUUGACUUUGGACUGGCCAGAACUGCAGGAACUAGUUUUAUGAUGACGCCUUAUGUAGUGACUCGUUACUACAGAGCACCAGAGGUCAUCCUAGGGAUGGGAUACAAAGAAAACGUUGACAUUUGGUCAGUUGGGUGCAUCAUGGGAGAAAUGAUCAAAGGUGGUGUUUUAUUUCCUGGUACAGAUCAUAUUGAUCAAUGGAAUAAAGUUAUAGAGCAGCUAGGAACACCAUGUCCUGAAUUUAUGAAGAAAUUACAACCUACUGUCCGAACGUAUGUGGAGAACAGACCGAAAUAUGCUGGAUAUAGUUUUGAAAAACUCUUUCCAGAUGUUCUUUUCCCAGCUGACUCUGAACACAAUAAGCUUAAAGCAAGUCAAGCAAGGGAUUUGUUAUCAAAAAUGCUGGUUAUAGAUGCAUCUAAAAGAAUCUCUGUGGAUGAAGCUCUGCAGCACCCAUACAUCAAUGUUUGGUAUGAUCCAUCAGAAGCAGAAGCUCCUCCACCAAAGAUCCCAGAUAAGCAGUUAGAUGAGAGGGAACACACCAUAGAAGAAUGGAAAGAGUUGAUAUACAAGGAAGUCAUGGACCUGGAAGAGAGAACCAAGAAUGGGGUUAUACGUGGACAACCAGCCCCUUUAGGUGCAGCAAUGAUCAAUGGCUCACAACAUCCAUCUUCAUCGUCAUCUGUCAAUGAUGUGUCUUCAAUGUCAACAGAUCCAACAUUGGCCUCUGAUACAGACAGCAGUCUAGAAACUUCAGCUGGACCUCUGGGUUGCUGUAGAUGA
This is a messenger RNA of Indicator indicator, 1284 nucleotides long. RefSeq names its product mitogen-activated protein kinase 8 (gene MAPK8). The transcript has 11 exons. Bases 1 to 1284 code for a protein of 427 amino acids. Lineage: Eukaryota; Metazoa; Chordata; Aves; Piciformes; Indicatoridae. The record is from RefSeq and is a predicted model, not a curated record. Gene Ontology annotation, cellular component: nucleus; cytoplasm. Gene Ontology annotation, biological process: JNK cascade; protein phosphorylation. Gene Ontology annotation, molecular function: ATP binding; JUN kinase activity.